GCAUUUAUUUUAUUUUAUUUUUAAUAUUAUAAAGGGCCGGUUUCCCUCACAAGCCAUUCUCAGGUUAUACAAACUUCUAGCCUCGGUUUCUGUCGGGGAAUCUCAGCGCAGGGUGCGCUACGAUACCUUCAGUCCCGGAUUGAAGGAUUCACCUGAGAUUCAAGUUCUGGAUCCGAUUGAUCUCCUUUCUCUAUUAACACCGAGCCAGAAUGAGUUUCAACCGCCCAGUUGGGAAUGAGGACUAUACUCAGUCCACGGUGGUGAUUAUAGGCGCAGGGAUAUCGGGUAUGUGUAUGGCCAUUGAGCUUCUCCGGCAUCAGUGUCGCAAUUUUGUGAUCCUGGAGAAAGGAAGUGCGGUGGGCGGGACCUGGAAUGAUAACAGGUAUCCCGGGUGUGCUUGUGAUGUUUGGAGUGCUCUGUAUAGUUUCUCCUUUGAGCAGCGAACCACCUGGACGCGGGAAUACCCUGGUCAAGAAGAAAUCCUGGACUAUCUGAAGGGUGUCGCGGGAAAGUAUGGUCUGUACUCGCAUAUCCGGUUCAACUCGACGGUCAACGAGGCGCGAUGGGAUGAAGACGCUCAUCAGUGGAAGAUCCAAGUUGGAGUAUCUGGCGUCACGGAUAGCCAGUUCCAAGACUCGUACGAGCUCUCUGCCAAUAUACUUAUUUCGGCCGUUGGACAGCUCAAUGUGCCUAGCUGGCCCUCUAUUCCCGGGAUGGAUGACUUCAAGGGGAAGAGCAUGCAUUCUGCCCGUUGGGAUUGGACAUAUGAUUUCAGGGGAAAGCGAGUGGCGGUGAUUGGAAAUGGUGCGACUGCUGUCCAGAUCGUCCCCGAAGUCGCCAAAAGAGCAGCCCAAGUAUCGGUAUACCAACGCACAGCUCAAUGGAUCGUUCCCCGGAUGGACACAUCAGUACACCCCGUGCAGCAGUUCCUCUUGUCAGCGGUGCCACCGCUGCGUUGGUGUAAACGUGCGCUCAUGAUGAACGUGCGCGAACAGUCGCACGACCCGAUCGCCAAUCCAGACUCUGCCCUGACCAAGUACUUGCGCCAGUUGGCGAUCUGGGGUAUGAAGAAGGGACUCCCAGAUAAACCAGAGCUGUUGGAUGCUCUGACGCCGAGCUAUCCCCCUGGUUGUCGACGGAUCCUUACCUCGGACGACUACUAUCCCACGCUGAACAAGGAGCACGUCAGGCUGGAAACGCGACCGGUCCAGCGUAUUACUGCGCUCGGCAUUGAGACGGCCGAUGGCGAAAUGAACGAAGUCGACCUGAUUGUCUAUGCGACUGGAUUCCGCACAGUCGAGUUCCUGUAUCCGAUGAACAUCUCCGGAGCGCGCGGUCGAACCCUGUCGGAGAUUUGGGAUGGUGGUGCUACGGCUUACUAUGGGAUGACAGUAGAGGAUAUGCCUAAUUUUGGCAUGUUAUUCGGACCCAACACAAACCUUGGGCACAACUCGAUUAUCUUGAUGAUUGAGGCCCAGAGCCGCUACCUGGCUACUUUAUGGGGGCCAAUCAUUCGGGCUAAAGCUCAGGGAGCAUCCAUUACACUUCAACCACGAGGAGAUACGGUGCGGGCGUUCAACCACAAGCUCCAGGCACGGCUGGCCAAGAGCAGCUUUGCGAACCCGACAUGCAGCAGUUGGUACAAGACCGCCGAUGGCCGGAUCAUCAAUAACUGGCCGGGCACAGUGGUCGAAUACCAAAAGCUCCUGUCUCGGGUGGAGUGGACAGAUUACCAGGUGGGAGGGGACUCGACGGGAGAGUAUAUCGGGCGCCACGAGAGUACGAGGAUUGGACGCAUUGAAGAAGAGUGGCCCAUUCGGAAAUCGCCCAUUGCUAAUCCGCACAUGGCUUUCCUCCACAAUUCCACACAGGUGGUCUCGCGUUAUAUUGCGGCGACCUGGGACCGUGUGCGUUCAUCACCGGGGGAGUUUUUUGAUGCCUUUUGGGACUGGACGCGCCGGUUCUUCUUCACACUUACCUUCUUUGCUCUGUUCGGCGCCAAAGCCCUCCAUCUCUAUGCCCAUGUGCACUCUCUGCCUCCUCAGAAAUUCUUCCUCUGGGGGAUCACCUUUUUUACACAGGAUGUGGCCCUUACCUUACUUACUCGCAUCUCCACCCAGAAAUUUGCGACCCGAUGGAUGGACGCCAUUGGAGCUAUAGUCGUGAUCCCGUUUAGUCUCCUUAUGUCUGGAAUGACUUCUGCCAAUAUCUCUUUCUAUGUCGUAGCCGGAGCCGAAAUCAACUGGCGGCAGGCGAGAACCUUCCAUCGGGAUGCCGCCGCCAUCCGGACGCUGUUAACCGGCUUGACCGGGUUUUUAAUCGUUGAAGCCAUUCUCUCUGCGCUUGCGUGGAUUGUCGCUCCCUACGUGCACCGUCUUGUUGGGGGCAUUUUCGAUGUCCUUGCGGAGCCCUUUAAAUCCGUCUUCCAUCGCCCCCGGCCUUUCAUCCAGCAUAUUCGUAUCCGCAACCAACCUCUUCAGGAUCCCGAGGUGUAUGAACAGAUUGCCUGGGAUGAUUACGCGGAUUAUACGAGUGAUGAUGAUGACGAGGAGUCGGUGUAUCCUUUGGAGACUACAGAAAACGCUCCCGAACUCCGAAAGCGCAUUCCUUUGACGAGACGCUUGGUUGUCUGGCUACCGAUGCUAUUCUUGGUUAUCCUCCGUUCUGCCCGCCCCUCUUAUCCGUCGUACAUGUUCCUCUCUGAAACACUACCGGUGGCCCCAUUCAUGGGGAAACACCCCUUGACACUGGGAGAACAAGCUGGGAAUCCGGCGGAUUAUGCAUGGCUGGAAGGGCGGACCUCGCUUGCGAUGCCGCCGGCCUGGGACUGGAUGCCCUCAACCGGGCUUCCGGGGUUUGAAGAUUGGGAUACCUCCAAUAGAGAUCGCACUCACUACAGCCCCGCCCAGGACCCUCUGCAUAUGUCAAAUCUCCACGAACCAGUCUUGGAUUCUUUGCGGGAGGUUCUGGCCAAGGGAGAUAUCAACAUCAAGCAUGUCAUGGUGUUGAAAUUGGAGAGCACACGAGGGGACGUCUUCCCAUUGCGAAACGGGUCAUUCCUGUGGAAUAAGAUUGUCGAUUCGUUUGCAGGCGACGAAAUGCCUGAGUCUGCCGGGAGAACUGUGGCAAACCUGACCCGCACCGCGGAGUACUUGACUGGAUUCGACUCGGGAUUCGACCAGUACCGCGUGGGCGAGAGGAAGGCAUACGGCGGUAUUAGCGCUAGCAACGCUUUCACAACGGGUACCUACACCCUGAAGAGCUUGGUGGGAACCAUCUGUGGUGUCAGCCCCCUAGUUGCCGACUUUAAUCGCGAGUACGAACAUCAUAUCUACCAGCCUUGCAUGCCGCAUGUCCUCCAUGCGCUGAGCCAGCAACGGGACAUCACAAACAAGACGGACGACUAUCGCACAUGGCCGUGGCACUCGGUGUGGAUGCAAUCCGUGACCGACACUUACGAUAACCAGGACAAACUCACCCCUAGGCUGGGAUACCACGACAUCUGGACCAAGGAGAGAAUCGAAGAUCCGAGCGCGAAGCACUACCCGUUGACCUACAAGGAGGUCAACUACUACGGCUACCCUGACACAGAGCUCCGCGACUAUAUUCGCGACGCGAUUGACGUUGCUAAGCGCAACAACACCCGUCUCUUCCUGACCCAUUUAACUGGCACAACGCAUCAUCCAUGGGGGAUGCCCAACAAUACGUAUGAAAAGAUCAUGGCUGCCUCUUUUAAGGGCCAAAAUGGCGACCUGAACCGAUAUCUGAACACUAUCGGGUUCGCAGAUCGGUGGCUAGCGCAGAUUUUGGAGAUUCUGCAGGAAAAGGGAAUUGCGGACGAAACGCUACUUGUCCUAGCAGGCGACCAGUCAGAGGCUAACCCUCAUAGUGGCAUCUCCCUUCCUAAUGACGGCGGAGUAACCCCUUACAACAACCCGCAUAUCGGCAGUUUCCAUGUCCCCAUCGUCUUCGCCCACCCGGGUCUUCCAGCAAUCGAAGUCCAGGAUCCGGUCAUAUCGUUGCAAAUAGUCCCAACGAUUUUGGACCUCCUCAUUGAAUCAUCUUCCCUAGGGCCCGACGGCACUCGAGUGGCGACAGAUAUCCGCGCCCUCUAUGAAGGCCAGUCGAUGAUCCGUCCGCUGUCCCAGCCGGUCAAAGAGAUGGAAGACUGGCAAUUCAGCGUCAUGAAUACGGGCGCAUCAUGGCUGGCCGUCCGGUCGGCAGCUCAGCCCACAUACCGGAUUGUUAUCCCUCUGAUAGACGACGUGGAGUGGCGCUUUUCCGAUAUUGGGCAGGAUCCCUUGGAAAAAGACCCGAUCACCAGUUUCAACUUCAACGACAUGGCUGCCGCGUUGUGGGAGAGGUAUGGAGAUGAAAGGAAUGGCAAUAACACCGACAAGGCAGACCGCAGGUCAGAACAGCAGGACCAGGACUUUGUUUUCGCUCCCCACCCUCCUCCCCCUGGUCCUCCACGCCAUCAUGCUCCCCCGCCUCCUAUUUCAUUGGUGCCUGGUCGUACACACCAUGGCGAGAGCCACAAGUGGGAGCCGGAGGCCGUUCGUUUCGUGCGGGAUGCUGCCCAUAUCGCGGAAUGGUGGAUCCAAGACAACUGGCGCCGAUACGGUUAUCUCAACAAGCACAAAGAGUGA
Messenger RNA from Aspergillus ochraceoroseus IBT 24754, 4649 nucleotides. RefSeq lists its product as uncharacterized. The record is from RefSeq and is a predicted model, not a curated record. Gene Ontology annotation, molecular function: flavin adenine dinucleotide binding; N,N-dimethylaniline monooxygenase activity; NADP binding. The transcript has 8 exons. Bases 210 to 4649 code for a protein of 1479 amino acids. NCBI's taxonomy places the organism in Eukaryota, Fungi, Ascomycota, Eurotiomycetes, Eurotiales, Aspergillaceae.